UGCAGACAUGGCCGACAAGACACCGAAGGAGUCUGAUGCACCCUUUGCGACCAGGAUAGACCCGGCAAAAGAGGGUCUAUCCAGCCAGCAGAUGCGCUAUGUGAAACAGGCAGAGAUGGAGCAGUGGAAGAAGAGGACACAGAAGCUAACAACGCGAAACGCGGUGACAGGACUUCUCAUCGGAGCUGCUGUGCUUGGGAUCUAUGGCUACACAUUUUACUCCUUCUCCCAGGAGCGAAUCAUGGAAGAACUAGAUGAAGAAGCCAAGCGUGCAAGAAUGGAGGGACCCAAGACCGGUGCCAACUGAGAUGCGUGUGUUGCCUGUUGUUGGACUUUGUCUCUGCAAUUAACCAAGAAAGGACUUAUGUAGACACUGCUUCCACUGAUUCAUAUUCCAUGGCCAGCUGCUGUUAGGGUUGAUGAGGCAGAGCUGGACAUUAUUUUGUCUUGAUUGUGAAGGGUGAUUGUGUGGUUCUACAGCCGACUUAAAUCUAGAUGUGUCUUUAUUUGCUUGCCUGUCAGGGGAAGGGACUGAUCUGCUGACCUUAACAUAAUGUUACAUGCUGCCCAAAAGGCCCAGACUGUAGAGUAAUAAUCAUCUUUACCUAUCACAAUUCCAGCCAGUGCAGUCUGAUCAUCUCUUAUGGAUUCAGUAGAGGGGAGAAUAAGCUAAACUUCAGUCAGCAAAUCAUGUUAAAUCUACAGUGGCCUUCAACAGAAACACAAUGCCAGUGACACUGAUGAAAUGACACACGGAUCAACCUGUUGAAACUGCUAUUUAUGUUCAUAAAAUAAAAUAAAAU
Messenger RNA from Scomber japonicus (chub mackerel), 803 nucleotides. Its product is annotated as cytochrome c oxidase assembly factor 3 homolog, mitochondrial. Bases 8 to 307 code for a protein of 99 amino acids. The record is from RefSeq and is a predicted model, not a curated record. Lineage: Eukaryota; Metazoa; Chordata; Actinopteri; Scombriformes; Scombridae. The transcript is spliced from 2 exons. Gene Ontology annotation, cellular component: mitochondrial inner membrane. Gene Ontology annotation, biological process: mitochondrial respiratory chain complex IV assembly.